Molecule: messenger RNA, 2054 nt
Organism: Sorex araneus (European shrew)
Lineage: Eukaryota; Metazoa; Chordata; Mammalia; Eulipotyphla; Soricidae
Gene: SMOC1
Product: SPARC related modular calcium binding 1
Exons: 13
Coding region: 90-1634 (514 amino acids)
Biological process (GO): extracellular matrix organization
Cellular component (GO): basement membrane
Molecular function (GO): calcium ion binding; heparin binding; extracellular matrix binding
Source: RefSeq, a predicted model, not a curated record
GCCAGCGAGCGAGCGAGCGAGCGAGCGAGCGAGCGAACGCCCCGCGCGGAGCACACGCUCGCGCCCCCCUGCUCCCCUCCUCGCGGUUCAUGACCGCGCGCCCCCACCGACCUACCGCUGCCUCCGCCAGCCCCGCAGCCUGCGCCCCGCGGCAAGCAAGGCAGAAAGAGCGGCCCGGCGCUGCGCCCCGCCGAGCCCGCGAGCCCUGCCCGCAGCCGGCUGCCGCCCCGCCUGGCACCAUGCUGCCCCCGCGCUGCGCCCGCCUGCUCACGCCCCACUUGCUGCUCGUGCUGGUGCAGCUGCCCCCAGCCCGCGGCCACCGCACCACGGGCCCCCGGUUUCUCAUAAGCGACCGUGACCCUCAGUGCAACCUUCAUUGCUCCAGAACUCAACCCAAACCCAUCUGUGCCUCUGAUGGCCGGUCCUACGAGUCCAUGUGUGAGUACCAGCGAGCCAAGUGCCGAGAGCCGACCCUGGGUGUGGUUCACCGUGGUCGUUGCAAAGAUGCUGGCCAGAGCAAGUGUCGGCUGGAGCGGGCUCAGGCCCUCGAGCAAGCCAAGAAGCCCCAGGAGGCGGUGUUUGUGCCCGAGUGUAGCGAGGAUGGCUCCUUUACCCAGGUGCAGUGUCACACUUACACGGGUUACUGCUGGUGCGUCACCCCCGAUGGGAAGCCCAUCAGUGGCUCUUCUGUGCAGAACAAAACUCCUGUAUGUUCAGGUUCUGUCACGGACAAGCCCCUGAGCCAGGGGAACUCAGGAAGGAAAGUUUCUUUUCGAUUCUUUUUAACCCUCAAUUCAGAUGACGGGUCUAAGCCGACACCCACAGUGGAGACUCAGCCGGUGUUUGACGGAGAUGAAAUCACAGCUCCUACUCUAUGGAUCAAACACUUGGUAAUCAAGGACUCCAAACUGAACAGCACCAAUGUAAGAAGCUCAGAGAAAGUCUACUCGUGUGACCAGGAGCGGCAGAGUGCCCUGGAAGAGGCCCGGCAGAACCCUCGCGAGGGUAUCGUGAUUCCCGAGUGCGCCCCUGGGGGGCUGUAUAAGCCAGUCCAGUGCCACCAGUCCACCGGCUACUGUUGGUGUGUGCUGGUGGACACUGGGCGCCCACUGCCCGGGACCUCCACACGCUACGUGAUGCCUAGUUGUGAGAGCGACGCCAGGGCCAAGAGUACAGAGGUGGACGACCCCUUCAAGGACAGGGAGCUGCCAGGUUGUCCAGAAGGGAAGAAGAUGGAGUUUAUCACCAGCCUCCUGGAUGCCCUCACCACAGACAUGGUGCAGGCCAUUAACUCAGCAGCGCCCACUGGAGGUGGGAGGUUCUCGGAGCCGGACCCCAGCCACACCCUGGAGGAGCGCGUGGUGCACUGGUACUUCAGCCAGCUGGACAGCAACGGCAGCAGCGACAUCAACAAGCGGGAGAUGAAGCCCUUCAAGCGCUACGUGAAGAAGAAAGCCAAGCCCAAGAAAUGCGCCCGGCGCUUCGCCGACUACUGCGACCUGAACAAGGACAAGGUGAUCUCACUGCCCGAGCUGAAGGGAUGCCUGGGCGUCAGCAAAGACGGUGGCAGUCUGGGCAGCUUCCCCCAGGGCAAACGCGCAGGCACAAACCCGUUCAUAGGACGCCUCGUCUAAAGCGCAGAAGACCCCAGGGCAGGUGGCCAGUGCAGGGGACAAUGGCUCAUCCGACGCCCACCCCCUCCCCCCCACCACCGCCAGCGUCGCCUCCGGCCAGCCACAGCCCAGGCCGCUUCAGCCAGUCCAGUGGGUUUGCACUUUGAGCAAUUUCGUACGGCACCUUUCCUUACGGGUCCCAACAUCAACCCCCCUCUCGAAGGCCACGGCAAGGAAAGGAACGGGAAGAAGGACUUGGUUCUCUCUCUUAUUGUAAGGUUUUGGAUCUGCUACUGACGACUUUUAGGUUGGGUUUUUGUUUUAUUUUGUUGUUCUCUGUUUGUUUUUUCGUUGGAGGGGGGAGGGUGUUGUUGGGACUGAGAUGAAAGAGAUUUAUAUGCUGUAUAUAAAUAUAUAUGUAAAGUGUAUAGUUCUUUUGUA